Molecule: messenger RNA, 1895 nt
Organism: Melanotaenia boesemani (Boeseman's rainbowfish)
Lineage: Eukaryota; Metazoa; Chordata; Actinopteri; Atheriniformes; Melanotaeniidae
Gene: chad
Product: chondroadherin
Exons: 4
Coding region: 226-1320 (364 amino acids)
Cellular component (GO): extracellular matrix
Molecular function (GO): protein binding
Source: RefSeq, a predicted model, not a curated record
UCACUCAAACCCUCCUCAUUUUUUUUUCCUCAAAUAAAUGUUUUAAAUAGCACUGUGUGUUCUGUGCACUGGCCAUCGUCCUCUCACCUUUUCACUCCUCCCUCCAUCUGUUUCUCUCACUGCAAAAACACAAACACGCUUCAGUUUAACCCGUUUUCCUCACUGCUUCUCUGGAUUUUUCUGCUGGAAGACUUUAAGUCAGCUUCUCUCGACAAGCUCAUCGAGAUGCGUUGCGUGACCUGGCUGCUGUUGGGGACCUGCCUCUUGGUCCUGGGCCCCGCUGUGCAGGGAGCGCCGACCCAGUGCCCGAGCCUGUGCCACUGCCAUGGCGACCUGCAGCAUGUCAUUUGUGACAAUGUGGGGCUGAAGAGGAUCCCAAGAGUUUCUGAGGCCACCCGUCUGAUGAACCUGCAGAGGAACAACCUGGGCACCAUACCUACAGGGGCUUUUAGUGAAAGCAAGGGGCUCAUCUCUCUGCACAUGCAGCACUGUCAACUCAAAGAGAUUGGAUCUCAUGCCUUCAAAGGGCUGAAGAAGCUCAUCUAUCUCUACCUGUCCAACAACGAGAUCAGCAACAUAAAACCUGGUGCCUUUGAGGACCUCACAGAGCUCACCUACCUCCACCUAGACGGAAACGAGAUCAGCGAGCUGACAAAAGGAAUCUUCUCUCCUAUGAUCAACCUCUUUAUUCUGCAGCUCAAUGACAACAAGCUGCGGGAGCUGCAGCCGGGAACCUUUACAGGAGCCAAGGACUUGCGCUGGCUGCACAUGAGCGGAAAUGAGCUGAUAACCCUGCACCCAGGCUCUCUGGACGAUGUGGAGAACCUUGCUAUUUUUCAUUUAGAAAGAAACAAGCUGUCCACUUAUCCGAGCGUGGCAAUGAGCAAACUGCGGGUGGUGGAGGAGCUCAUGUUGGGAAAGAACCCAAUGAAGAUCAUCCCGGACAACGCCUUCCAGAGCUUUGGGCGCUACAUGGAGAGACUACACCUGGACAACAUGGGUCUGGAGAAGUUCUCAGAUGGGGCAUUUAAUGGUGUGACAGCAAUCAAGUGGCUUCACCUGGACAACAACAAGCUAAAGUCCCUUCCCAAAGGUUUCAUAUUUGGCACCACCAUCACCAACCUGACCCUCUCCAACAAUCCCUGGAACUGCUCAUGCCAGCUUGCUCCACUACGCAGGUGGAUGGACUCCACCCGAAACCGUCCAGAUGCAGUGUGUGCAUCUCCACCUUUGCAGAAAGGAAAGCAAGUCAGAGACAGCACCGCCUUCGGUACCUGCAAGGUCAAGCCAAAGAGAGCCAAGAAGGGCACGCGCCAAUGAACUCGCAGCUGUACAGGGGACACAGUGGAGGAGCUAGUCCAGGUGACCGGCUACGUGGAAGGCAACGCUUAUCAGCUCUACUUUAAGACUUCCAUCUUUUCAUAUGCCAACAUGCUGUCAGCAGUGUAAACACAAACACAGUCAUUAAUGUUACUCACAAACAUGCAUGGACCAGUUUUAAUGUCCCUCAUUUAAGUCAAAUUUAAGACAAAGACUGAAAUAUGGAGUGAAAGCAGUAAGAUGAGACCAUCGAUAUACAGAAUGUAUUCCAGUAUUUUCUGUCACACCAACACAGAAAACGUGAGACGUUUUUAGAUGACCAGAAAGACAGAAAACAGCUGCUUCAAUUUUUUUUGUCUUUCUUUCAGUACCAUCAUUAUUUUUACUUAAUGUGCAGGAAUAGGAUGAAUGCAGGAUCAUUAAUGCUAUUUGUUUUUGUUAUUAUGUUAUUUUAAAAAUUACAAUAACUGGGAGAGUUUCAGGAGACCUCAUUCACAUCAACAUAUAUUCAGCAUCUUUACAUUUCCUAGACUUUUGGAAGUGAAAACAAGUGCUCACAUCCAAUAAACCUUUCA